Molecule: messenger RNA, 936 nt
Organism: Quercus robur (English oak)
Lineage: Eukaryota; Viridiplantae; Streptophyta; Magnoliopsida; Fagales; Fagaceae
Exons: 1
Coding region: 1-936 (311 amino acids)
Source: RefSeq, a predicted model, not a curated record
AUGAACAAAGCAUUGAGCCAAGUUUUCAAAUCACCCUUCACGAGGAAUAUAGAAGAUGCAGUUCUUCCUCGGCAAUUCCACCAGCCUACGUUCAUCCUGUAUGAUGGCCGGUCAGACCCAGUAGAACACGUUAGCCAUUUUAGCCAGAAAAUGGCUAUCUACUCUAGGGACGAGGCUUUGAUGUGCAAGGUUUUUCCAUCGAGUUUGGGUCCGGUGGCGAUGAGAUGGUUCAACGGCUUAAGGGCCAAUUCUAUUGAGUCCUUCAAAAAGCUGACCCGGGCUUUUGGCGCUCACUUUAUCACAUGCAGCAGGGUUCCUCGGCCUUUGGGAUCCUUGCUGACUAUGUCCAUGCGAGAGGGCGAGACUCUCAAAACUUAUUCGGAUAGGUACUGGGAAAUGUUUAAUGAAAUAGAAGGAGAGCACGAUGAUGUGGCCAUAAGUACUUUCAAAGCUGGCCUCCCAGCUGAUCAUGAUUUAAGGAAAUCCUUGACGGGUAAACCUGUUACCAGUGUACACCAGUUGAUGGACAGGAUUGAUAAGUACAGAAGAGUAGAGGAGGAUCAACUUCAAGGAAAGGGAAAGGCUAAUGUAAUCCCUCAGAGGAGGGAUUUCAGGUCAGACCGUUAUAACAGUAACCGACCUCGGAAAGACUUCGUCGGGCAGUCAGGUUCUACGGAUACCCAGGUGGUUAAUGCAGUGUUUCGGGAGCCGGUGCAGCAGGUUUUGGAGAAGAUAAAGAAUGAACCAUUUUUCAAAUGGCCGAAAAAGAUGGCGGGAGAGCCUAGGAAACGCAACCCGAACCUAUAUUGCCACUAUUAUCAGGAUCAUGGGCACACGACGGAAAAUUGCAGGAAUUUAUGGGAUCAUUUGGAACAGUUGGUCCGAGAGGGGAAAUUGAAGCAACUCUUGCAUCAUUCCAGUGGUAGGGCAAGUUAA